AUGACGACCGAGCUGACCAGCCGUCCGCGGGACAAGCGUCCGCGCCGCCUCACGCCCGACGCGGCGCUGCUGUCGGCCGAGCUUCUCGAGGCCAUUGCGACGUACCUGCCUCCCGAAGGCAUGGCUUCGUUCCUGGAUGCGCUGCCCGAGCAGCUGCGCACGCCGGCGCUGCAGCUCGUCGCGACGCUCUCGCAAGUGCUGGGGCUUCAAGUGCUUUGGCCCACGCUUGAUCUGAGUGUACUCGUGCAGCUUGCGGACGCCGACAACAUACUCGCCCAACUCCUCAGCGUGAACCCGCGGCUGUGCGUCACAUCGCCGACGUCGCAGUCCAUAGCGCCAGAGGUCGUCACGCCGCCGCGCACGUGGCCGACGCUCCGCCACCUCUCGCUCACGAUUGCAACAUGGACCAUGGACUCGGCGGUGCUAGCGAGCCUCCAGCAAGUGUUCGUCGCGAAUGCAGCGUGCCUCCGAUCGAUUGAUGUCCGCCUCACGGCCCUGCCCAUCCCGACUAGUAAUGGGCUGCACGCGACGCAAAGCACGUGUCUCGCUGCGCUCGCGGACCUGCUCGUGUCGAUCGAAUGUGUGACCAAGCUUGUCUUGCGUGCUACAGACAAGGUGCGCUUCCCAGAGACAGCGGCUGCGAUGCUCGCCGCAUGGAUCGACGCGAUGCCGCUCACGUCGCUCACGAUGAGGAAUGUGGACAAGCCCUCCGCUGCACGACGCCUCUGGGCGAAUCCCUCGCCGGUGUCUAUCGCACUGGGUGACACGCGACCUCCAGCGCACGGCGUGGGUGGCAUGUGGUUGCGCCACCUGACGCACCUCGAACUCCCGUUCCUGCUGCCCUCGGAAAUGAGCCUCAUGGUACAAGCGCUCGUCCAGAGCCCACUGGUGUCGCUGCACAUGCGUGGCUGGGACGCGACAAGAUAUACGGCAGGCCAUCCGGGUGCGCCGCACUUUCUCGAAUAUGACCUCCCGCGCCUCAACCAGCUCACGACCUUGCGCUUGACCAACGUCCGUCUCACGACGACCCACUGCCUCACGCUGGCGCUUCUUCUACCACGCUACACGCACCUCGGUCUCACGUCCAACAGGAUGGGCGACGCUGGUAUUCUUGCUCUCGCACCGUUCCUUCGACACACGUCGCAGCUCGAGACGCUGACGCUGGUCGACCAAGGCUUUGGUGACGUUGGCGCGUCGGCGCUCGCAACAGCACUCAUGCACACACCGCGCCUUCGCACGCUGGACCUCGGUCGCAACAAUAUCAAAAUCAGUGGCGUCAUGGCGCUGAGUGGUCUCUUGCCACAUCUUCCUCGGCUCGCGACCUGGCGCUUGUGCAACAACCCGCUAGGCGCCAAGGGCCUUGUGUUUCUUUUGCGAGCGUGGACGUACGUGGAGCUCGACACGACGACGUUGAUCGACGCCCGCGAUACAGUUGGCAGCGAGGACGAUGCCCGGGACUGCGACGCGCUCAUUUCGGCGCUGCCACGUCACCGACGAUGCUUGGCUGGCAACAUCUCGCGAGACGCCGAGAUUGCUCGGACCGAAGCCCGUAGCGCCCAGUUCAAGGCGUAUAAUCAAGCGUACUUCGCCCAGAGGCUCGCGCGCAAGCACGCCGUGCGCGGUUGCUGCAGGCGUGACCUGUCGUCGUGCUCGUACGUUCUACUGCAUGCAGCGUCGCGCUGGGAAUAG
Molecule: messenger RNA, 1689 nt
Organism: Saprolegnia parasitica CBS 223.65
Lineage: Eukaryota; Oomycota; Saprolegniomycetes; Saprolegniales; Saprolegniaceae
Exons: 1
Coding region: 1-1689 (562 amino acids)
Biological process (GO): nucleocytoplasmic transport; activation of GTPase activity
Cellular component (GO): nucleus; cytosol; perinuclear region of cytoplasm
Molecular function (GO): small GTPase binding; GTPase activator activity
Source: RefSeq, a predicted model, not a curated record